Molecule: messenger RNA, 2675 nt
Organism: Dryobates pubescens (Downy woodpecker)
Lineage: Eukaryota; Metazoa; Chordata; Aves; Piciformes; Picidae
Gene: SAMD7
Product: sterile alpha motif domain containing 7
Exons: 10
Coding region: 196-1827 (543 amino acids)
Molecular function (GO): protein binding
Source: RefSeq, a predicted model, not a curated record
UUAAGGCAGUUUUUGACAUGUUAAUCUUGAUGUGUUUUAAAAGCUGCCAAUCACAUUACUGAGGCAGCUCGAAAGGAAGACUUAUAGUGAAGGCACAUACUCUCGGAUGCUCAUGGUGUCUUCAUUUCACCCCAAACUAAGGUCUUCACAAUAGAUUUCUUUACCACAGAAAAGUUGUUGCUGUCUCCUUGCAGCAUGACCCCACGAGAUCACAUGAGGAAAAUGUCUAUCCUGGGAGAACAAGGAACACUAGAAGAAAAGCACUUGUACCGUUUAGCAAGUGGCAUGGCAGCAGGAGAACUGCGGCAGCGGCAGGAGAUGCUAAUGAGGAAUCAGCUGAUGGCAGUGAACCCGCAGCUGAUGGGGGCAGGCCAGCAGCGAAUGCAGGCCAUUCCCUCCCAGUUCGAGCCUCGACUGGUGGACAGGGAUCUGUUACCCUCAGCUGAAAUGAUGGCAUCAGCUGACCCAAGACAAAUCCACAUCACAUCCCACCUCGGGCCCACGGUCCCACCCCAUGCAAACAUGCCAAACAUCCUGUCCAACCGCGUGUACCCAGGCCCAGGAUAUAGUUUUCUGCAACCAGAAUCCAUGGAAGCUGUGGCCAGAAGACAGGAACUGGUUCAAAAGCAAAAUAUUGCCAGAAUGGAAAUGGAGAUGAGUGCUAUUUUUCAGCAAAAAGAAAUGGAGAAAGCUCACCGGAAAGGGCUGCUGGGCCUGGAGGCGCCUUUCCUUUAUCAUGGGAUGCCAGCUAGUCCCCUUGCUUUCCGUGGCAGGCACAGACUACCUGAAGGCCACCUUCCCAGCGACCUGUACGUCCACCGGACCACCCUUGAUGAAAUUCAUGGCAACACCAUGCUCAUGGCAGCCAGCCCAUACCCUCCAGUCAGCACUCUGCAAAGGGAGAGGGGACGGCGGCCAGGGAGAAGAGCUGGGAAUCACAAAUCCACAGACUGCAGUGCCAAUGGCACAAAGAACCCAGCUGAUGACAAAGCCACGGACCCUGCAGCAGCUGCAGCAGAUGAUGAGAAAGAAGACAAGAAAGAAACAGAGGUGGAGCCAACAAACAAACAUGAACAAAGCAAAACCCAGACAGAGACAUCCGCAGUUGCCAAAAACUGUAAAGAGUUUGAACAAGGCUUGAGAAAGAACUGUGCUACUCAUGAAAUCUCUACUGAAACCAACAGCUGCAACAACACAAAUGAGAAGGAAUCUAAUAGCUCCUGUGCUGCUUUUGAUGAGAAGUACAUGUACCCUUCUGCAAUCCCAUUCUCAGCAUUACCAUAUGGAUUUCCAGUACCCAGCAACCCACUGCUACCUUCAGGAGCACAUGGCCUGAUCCUGAAUGGAGAAGACAUUUCUUCCAUCGAAGACAUUCGCAAGUGGACUGUCGAUGAUGUAUACAACUUCAUCGUUAGCCUCCCAGGCUGCUCAGAUUAUGCCCAGAUAUUUAAAGACCAUGCUAUUGAUGGAGAAACCCUCCCACUGCUAACAGAAGAACAUCUCCUGGAUACAAUGGGAUUAAAACUUGGACCGGCACUAAAAAUCCGCUCUCAGGUGUCCCGACGUUUGGGCAACAUUUUCUACAUGAUGAAUCUUCCUCUGCCUAUGCCUCUGCCACCCACUGCAGGCAAAGCCUCGGAUCAGCCCUCUGACAUAGCCUCCCCUCUUCAGUGCAACAGCAGUGGUGAUACCAUGGACAGUCCCUGCUCCCAGGACCCAGAAACCUCCAAAGGAGUGGAACAGAUCAUUUCUGAAAGCAGGGAGAAUCCAUGUGAUGCAGCUGGAUCUCAGGCUGACUACCAGAUGGUCACUUUCCAGAAAAGCUGAGCUAAAUCCAGGAGUUGCUGAUCAUGUUGACCAUGUCCCUUGUCUAAAUAAACACAAUUAAUGAAUUCGUUUUCCAAGGGUCUCCUACCUCCUCAUGGUAUGAAGUACUUAAUUCACUUGAGACCUUCUCCACCCUAGAAGAGGAAUCUCUUGACGCGUUUCCAGGUCAGUGAGGCCACGAGAUGUCGCUGCAAAGCCACGGGAGGUUAUCAACGACCCCUUCACAAAGAAAACCAGCAGGCUGGAAGUACCAGUGGCCUCUGAAGAGACUGAACUUGUUUUUCUAAAGCAACAGCAGAGGAGCAUGACUUGAAAUACAUAAGCCAGGGAAGAAAGAUUGCCAUCUGGUUCUGAAAAGGAUGACUAUUUUUGUGAAUCAUUGAAUCAUAGCCUUGUUUGAGCUGGAAGGGACCUUAAAGAUCAUCUAGUUCCAAUCGCCCCUGUCAUGCACAGGGACACCUCCUACUAGACCGGGCUGUUCAAGGCUGCAUCCAACCUGCUUUUCAACUCCUCCAGGGCUGGAGCCUCCAAAACUUCCCUGGACAACCUGUCCCAGUGCCUCACUACCCUCAUGGGGAAGAAUUUCUUCCUGGCUCAGACAUGAACAAUGCCAAAAGCACAGAAAACUAGGAUGCAAACUUUGCAGUCUGGUACUACUUCUGCAAUUAAAAAAGCUGUAUGAUCCUUGGCAAAUACUGGGGUUUUCUUUCUAAAAUGACAAAAAGAAUGACUUCACAGCUUCCUGUACUGGAAGAGGGGAGAUGUGCCAGUGCAGCCAAAAUGCAGUAAGGCCUGAACUGCAAACAGCUGCAGAGCAAAAUAGGGAGGAAAGGGAUUUAUCUCAACAG